This is a messenger RNA of Arthroderma uncinatum, 1749 nucleotides long. Its product is annotated as kinesin light chain. The record is from RefSeq and is a predicted model, not a curated record. The transcript is spliced from 4 exons. The coding region runs from base 1 to 1749 and encodes 582 amino acids. Gene Ontology annotation, molecular function: ADP binding. NCBI's taxonomy places the organism in Eukaryota, Fungi, Ascomycota, Eurotiomycetes, Onygenales, Arthrodermataceae.
AUGUCAGGUUUGGAGGUGAUCGGCGGCAUCUCCGCGGUUAUCGCUAUCAUCGACGCGUCGAUCAAGAUCUAUAAGAGUGCGAAGAAGGACACAAAGUUAUCCGAGACAUUCAAAGCCACGGGGCGCCAACUACCCAUAAUCCUCGAUACUCUUCAGACAUGCAAAGAACAGCUCGAACCGAGUAAAGACUCCAUACCCGCUGACGACUGUACUGCCUUGGAGGGGAUUAUCUAUUCCUGUGAAGAAACGGCUGAAAAGUUGAAAAAAGUAUUUGACAAGGUCAUACCUGGUGAAUCCGACACGUGGGAGAAGAGAUACACCAAAACUAUCCAGAGACUCGGGAAAGGGAGCGAGGUCGAAGAGCUCAUGAUAUCAAUCACUCAAGACGUCCAACACAUUGUCAACAAUCGCGUGGUUAAGUCUGUCAAACCAGAGCAAAAUGCCGAGCUUGAAAACAUCAUCAUAGAGAUGGAGACUCUCAGGUCUUCGGUGCCCGAGGUAGGAAGCUUGGGAAAUACUUUCAACAGCAAGGGCCCAAUGACGAACAGUUUCCUCAGGGACAAUGCGCAGCAAGUUAUCAACAACGCCCGUAUUGGAACGCAAAACAAUACUUCCGUUGUUUACAAGCAGAAGGAAGACUUCAGCUUCCGGAAACCAGUGGGAGUCUGUCUCGGUCAGGCACCCCAUAUCGACCCGGAGCUAUUCGUCGGGCGUAAUUCUGAGCUCGAUCAGAUGAAAAGGAUUUUAGAACCAGAGGAUAAUCCCCGAGAGCAACGCCGUCUAGUUCUCGGUGGUGCGGGUGGUAUGGGCAAAACACAGCUUGCUAUUGCUUACGCAAAACGGUACCGCACCCUUUAUACAUCAAUCUUCUGGCUAAACACAGCAACCGAGACUACUCUCAAGGAUAGUUUUCGAUUGAUUGCCAAAAAUAUCUUUGAUAUACAGGACCCUGAUAUUCUCGAGCCGGAUCAAACGAUCGUUAGCAUAUGCCGAUGGUUAUCUGACGCAGAAAAUACGCAAUGGCUAUUAAUCUUUGACAACUACGAUGACCCAAACCAGUUUAAAAUUGAACAGUACUACCCUCUUGCCUCCCAUGGGGCCAUUAUUGUUACUACACGACGUCCAGAUCUCGUUGCCGGAAGGACUGUCCAGAUGCAGCCUCUCAAGGACAUUGGAGACAGCCUUAUGAUACUGCAAACCAGGUCGCAGAGGCAAAACACUACAUCCGACUCUCAUGCAAAUCGACUAGCAAAGCGACUAGAUGGUCUUCCACUAGCUUUGGCUACUGCCGGGGCAUAUCUUCGACACAGUUCCUUCACUUUCGAGAGAUAUCUCCAAGAGUACGAGAAACGCUGGAAUAUUAACCCAUGCAGGCCACCCACGCUCGAGGAGUAUCAGAAUCGCACGCUCUACACAACUUGGGAUCUGUCGUAUGCUACUCUGGGAAGGGAGGAUCCGGACGCAGCCAAGUUACUAAAAUUGCUAGCUUACUUCGAUAACCAGAGCAUUUGGCGCGAGCUUCUGUGUGCUGGUUUAACUGAUAGCACUCCAAGCUGGCUGCAUGAAGUUAUGGACGAUGUUGCCUUCGACGGUGCGAUGGGAACGCUAACAAAGUACUGCUUCUUGGAAGUUCAGACGGUGGAUGCUCAAACGCAGCUAGGGUUAUGGAGCAUGCAUUCCUGCGUGCACGACUGGACAUUGGCCACACUCAAUAGAGAUAUUGACGCGGAGAAGUAUUGGCCGACUUGA